Lottia gigantea (owl limpet) is the source of this 1307-nucleotide messenger RNA. RefSeq lists its product as hypothetical. Bases 77 to 835 code for a protein of 252 amino acids. NCBI's taxonomy places the organism in Eukaryota, Metazoa, Mollusca, Gastropoda, Lottiidae. The transcript is spliced from 5 exons. The record is from RefSeq and is a predicted model, not a curated record.
GAUCAUGAUUGACAGUUUCUAGUAAUUUGGUAGGAUAUAUAGUAACUCAGUAAUUCUUACUGAUAGUGUUUCGGAUAUGGGUUCAGGUACCAGUAAACCUAAACCGGUGCCGCAGAAAUCCACCACAAAAUCGCCCGAGAAAGAAAAUGGAACGGUUACUAACGUAAACAAUAAGUCACCAGAUAAGAGGAAAGGAAAUGUGCACCAAAAAGGAUCAGGGACGCCUGUCAAGACGAAGUCAAACGCGAGUGAAAACAAAUCUCCGAAAAAGUCGAAAAAAUCCAAAGAUUCGGAUUGGAGUUCUGACUCGGAUUUCGAAGACGAUUUAGACGAGUUCAUUAAAGAGACAGUUUCACAUGCAGCGAAAACAAAUUCAUCUAACACAAACAACGAAGAACCGGUUUCCUCUAGACCUCGUACAUCUCACGGACGUACAACUAGUCGUCCGGAAAAUGCGUAUCCGGAAACGUACGCGCAGAAACAUACACGUGAACAGUAUACUGUGGAUCGGCAAGCGUUGAUCCGACAGAAAACUAUUUAUAGAAACCCUGAUGAUUGGAAAGAUGAUUCGGAAGAGUCUGAAGAGGAGCAUGGUGGAUUUGAUGCUUCUAAAUUUAGACAGGUCAAUACACAUAACGACCCGAACCAAGAGUCGGUGGUAAAAGAGUUCGAAACCCCCCGGUACAUCACCUCUAAAGAUGGGAGAAGGGAAAGUUCUUAUGGAAUUUACGAAAAAGAAAGAGAAAAGCCAGAUUAUAGCAGAAGAAUCAGUAAAGUACCAGCAUAUGAUCUGGAAGAACAGAGGCUAUUGGCUGAUCUAGAGAAUGAAUUUUAACUCAAGUGAAGAGGGGAAUCAUGUGAUAUUUACUCUGAAAUCUGUGAUAUUAAGCUAUAAACUUGUAUUCCUGUUAAUAAUAAUUGUAAACUCAUGCGAUAGAUCACAGAAAUUUUACUGCUUGACAAAAUAUAGCAACGUUUGCUUUGUUUAUCUUAUCAAAACCUACAAUCAUUCAUAAUAUUUUGAUGACAAGAGCUCAUUUUUUGAAGCUGACACGUUUCAGAUACUAAAUCCUCAUCAGGACAAUGUUAGGCAUGUAGGAAAAGUAAGUGAAACUAUAUGUGAGAUUUCUGAGAUUUUAAAGGGUUAUGGAAAAAAAUCCUUAUAAGAGAUAAAGGCUGACUGUCCAUGUCAGAUUUCUGAAUUUUUUGUUGUUUGUGAGAAGAGAUCUGGAUGGCUUCUUGUGAUAACCAAUAUUUUUGGAUAUCAUCAUAAAUAUCCUGUAAAUAAAUUCAUCCCAUUUUUGUUU